Messenger RNA from Cladocopium goreaui, 1449 nucleotides. The record is from the annotation of a GenBank genome assembly. Lineage: Eukaryota; Dinophyceae; Suessiales; Symbiodiniaceae.
AUGACUGAGAACGCAGUUGAGGAAGCCCUCUACUACUUCCUCGGCCAAGACUACCGAGGAAGAACAACUUUUGACCAGCGUGGAAAAGGAACACACAGAUCAUCCCAAUGGACAAGACGGCAGACUGCCUAUGUCGCUGACGAAGACUUCGAUGAUGAGGCAUACUAUGAGACUGCCGAUUUCUACGGCGAUGAUGCUGAUGACACACAGUAUGACGAGGUGUUUGAGUCCAACGACGUCCUUGAGUUUGAGGACGCCUAUGAACAUGAAGAUGGCAUGACGGCGGCCGAGGACUACUACCCAGACUAUGAUCUGCCAGAAAACAACGACCCUGAGGUCCUCAACAACCAUUCAACUCACAACGACGAUAACACCUACGACCUCAACCACUACAUCACUACAACUGGCAGAAGCGCCCCAGACGUCGCCAUGACUUGCUACGAUGAUACAACCACCACUCAACCAUCAGUUGAAGAGGACGCCAUUGAGCAAGAAGCACCGCCACCAGAUCCCGACGGAGAUCAACCAAUGGCCAUCGUUGACGCAGCGGAUCACUGGGACGUCUCCGAAGACGGCAUCACUUGGUUUGUGAUGCAAGAUGACUGGACUGAAGAGACUGCGGGCCGCGAGAUGCCCUACAACUGGCAGCCGGGCGAAACCUUUGAACAACUCAGAGCACGAGUUGACAGGCAAGAGACAUUGUCUCUCUACCAGCCACACCAUGGCAUGGUCACCUAUGGCCCCAACAGAGAGACCUUUGCAAGAGAAGAACGACCACACAAUACCAGCACACCUUACCACAGAGCAACGCAGCCUGAGGAGAAAGACAUCACAGAGCAAACAUACCACACCUACGAUAACAUCGACCUACUGUCAGACUCCAACCAAAGUCUCCCACCUGGAUGGCAUAUCAUCAGCGAUGGCACCAUUGAACUCGGUGUGGAAACGCAGACAACCAGGGAGGAUCCUGACCUCCAGCAACAGCUGGAGCGAGUCCAGCGGCAGCUUCAGCACCUGGAACAACAAUACCAGCAAGAACACCACAGAUCCCAGAGGCUAGAAGAGCACCUCAACCUUUUCAAAAGGAAGUAUGCCACCGAGCUGGAAAAGAACAAGGAGAUACAUCUUCGUGCCAAGGAAGCACGAGACACGAUGGCCGCUGAUGUUCUCAGCCGCCAGACAAAAUUCAACCAAGUUGUGGACCGUCACGUUGCAGCAGGAAUAGAAAAGGCAGCCAACAGACCUGUGCACUUUGCACCCCACGGUACUGUGUGGCAUGCAGACCCACAGUGUGAAGCCUUGACCAGGCCAAACACGACCAAGUUCAGCAGAAGACCUUGCAAGGUGUGUGCCCACACUCUAGCACCACGAAUUCCAGAUGGAGAAGUGCGAGAAGUCCUAGCGAGUGCCAGCUUCACCUUCCUUUUGUAUCGGCCCAAUCCCAAUUGA